AUGUCCAGAUUUAUCCUCAACCGCGAACACCACCACGACUUUAUUGACUUGAAUCUUCUAUCACCAUCAUUUAUAAAGGCAACAACCCAUAAUUGGGAGACCAUUGAUCAACUCGAAAGGAUGGUCAGAACUCGAGGAAUGGCUACGGGCGCUCGGCCAAAGGUCCAGCCUCUACCGGCUAAGCCUUCCAAUGCCGAAAAAGCCGCCAAAGCUGCCAGAACAAAGACUGGGAAAGAGGAAAAGAAGGCCGCGAGGGAUGCAGCGAAGGCCGAUAAGGACGCAAACAAGGCUGCAGCAACGGCCGCAGCAAAGACUGCGAAGGUUGCCAAUACCAAAAACGGCACAAAGGGCACAAAACGCACAAUUGCUGCGAAGACCAAAGCUGUCAAAGCCACGAAAGCCACUAAGGCCACUAAAGCCACCAAGAAAACCAAGACCACCAAGAAUACAAAGGCCACAAAGGCCACAAAGGGAAGAGCAGCUCCCGAGAAGGCUUUAACAUAUCAAUCGGAUGAAGAUGAGGACGAAGACGAAAAAAGCGAAAGUGAAGAAUAUCACGAUGAACCACGCGCCAAGAGGCGCAAGGUUGAGACUCUGUCUUCUCCUGGUCUUUCUGUGCAAAUCGGCCCACCCAGAGUAAACCGUCCGGUUGUACAAAUUGGGAAAUGGGAGUACAUGAGGAAAGCCGACAUCCCAGAAGGCGUGGAGAACGAAGAUAACAAACCCCUACCCCACGUCUAUAUUGGAGGCUGUGCACCACAUCCUCGUUGGGUGGUCACUCGAACCGAAAGGUUAAAAGUCCCUUCCAAACUACAUGCCUCAGAUGCAAACUCUAGUAUCAUGACGGACUUCGGAGGUUUACAAUGGACGUUUGAAGAAGGAGACUUCAAGAAAUGGACCGGGCUAGAAUACCCAGCUCUUUUCGAACUUGCGUAUUUGUGUCUCGAAUAUACGCUCAUUGAUACGGAGAUCCGAGAGCAGAUCUAUGAGUCCCUAGCCCAGGGCCCCUUGCCCGAGGCUGUGGCCGUUGGUUACAAUUGGUACCCAGCUCUGCCGGCAAUGCCCCUCACAAGGCGCUUUGCGACAGGAUCCUCCCAGCAAUCCAGUCGAAGACCAAGUGACUCAGGGUUUUACUUCAGUAACUUUGAUCGUCCAAAUAUGGCAGUCCGACCACGAAAUAAUCGCAUGGUGCAACCGCAUCUGCCUCUUGUGCCUUCCAUUGUCUCCAAUCACCCGAGAUUAGAGGAAUGGCCAACUGCCUCGCGUUCUGCAAGUCCAGACCAGGAAAGCGAACGGAGCAGCGAAGGAAGUCAGCCAGGAGAGUCCAGAAAGUCGUCUGUGUCAGAGGACGCUUACCUGGAGCGAAAUACAGAGGGCACUUACUCGGAACUGGCAGCCGCCAAAUCUCUUGGAACCGGGCAGAGCGGCAAGCAAGACAGCGAACAGGACAGCGAGCGGAACAGCGAAGAAAGUCAGUCAGUCGAUUCCAGGGGGUCGUCUGUGACCCGGGAGUCCGACCUGGAACUAAAUCCAGGGGGCAUUUAUUCGGAACCGAAAACCCCUGUACCUCUUGGAAAUGAUGGCAAAAUUGCACCAAAUGAUGCAGUCCCAGAAGAUGGUUCAAUCUUUGGCGACGCCAAUGACGAUCAGGUUGAGCCCAACUCAGCCCGAGGCUCUCGAGAACAAUCACCUAGUAGUAGCAUUUUCUCGGGCUCCGGCUCCGAUAGCGAGGUCAGCGCUUCUUCCAAGACCAGCGAGCCUAGCAAGUUCAAUGCCGCUGACGAUAAUAGCGCCCAAUCGACGAAUAGCCUGUCCUCGGUGUCCCAUGAUGGGCUCUUCAGCCCUGGACAGAUUGAGAGGUAUUAUAGAAAGCAAAAAAAUUUUGAAAGCUUAGGUGGUGUUGAACAUCGCGAAGGGUCAGAACGAAAGCGCCAACCACAGCCACCACCAGGUCCCCUUCGGGAAGCGCUGGAGACAUUGGAAGACGCACAGAAAGAGUUAGAAAUGGCAGAGCUCGAAACAGGAGGGAUUCCAGAGUCAAGUAAACGAAUGCGGAUGGAGUCACCAUCAACACCAUCACCACAUGCGACUCGAAGGAAGACAGCGGCUGAGAUCAUGGUGGACAAAUUUAUGUCGUUCGCACGAGCAGGGAAAGAAAAACGGGAUAAAAUGCGAGCAGUUGCAGCGGAGAAAAUAUCAGACAAACCGCCGGUGGCACUGUUGAAGAAGACUACAGGAAAUCAGGCGGGUGCAAGAUCACAGGCAUGCGCACCUAGUCCUGAGAUUCCGCCUAAUCUGCAAGAUGAGUUCCUGGAACAGGCCAAGGCAUAUCUCAAGGACCCAAUUCAAAGGGCGAGACAUUUCCCUGACCCUCCUGCUGUUCGCCGAGCCAGAGUAUGGGCAGGGGAGGAAUUGGUGGACCAUGAGAUCAAACCCACGGUCGACGCUACGCUGCCACCUUGGGCUGAAAGACAUCGGCCUUUCAAUCAAUGGCUGAAUCCAGUAAGUUCCUCAUUUAUUGAACUUUUUGGGAAUCACGCUGAUCAUAUUCGAUUAGAUUGGGAUGACUCCUGCGCCUGCGGCAUGCACAAAGGUCUCGAGGUCGAAAAGACGGAGCAAGGGACAAGGUAA
Penicillium hordei is the source of this 2631-nucleotide messenger RNA. RefSeq lists its product as uncharacterized. Bases 1 to 2631 code for a protein of 876 amino acids. NCBI's taxonomy places the organism in Eukaryota, Fungi, Ascomycota, Eurotiomycetes, Eurotiales, Aspergillaceae. The transcript has 4 exons. The record is from RefSeq and is a predicted model, not a curated record.